This is a messenger RNA of Apodemus sylvaticus (European woodmouse), 1710 nucleotides long. Its product is annotated as liver carboxylesterase 1. Gene Ontology annotation, biological process: lipid catabolic process. The transcript is spliced from 14 exons. Gene Ontology annotation, cellular component: lipid droplet; endoplasmic reticulum. Gene Ontology annotation, molecular function: carboxylic ester hydrolase activity. The coding region runs from base 1 to 1698 and encodes 565 amino acids. The record is from RefSeq and is a predicted model, not a curated record. NCBI's taxonomy places the organism in Eukaryota, Metazoa, Chordata, Mammalia, Rodentia, Muridae.
AUGUGGCUCUAUGCUUUGGGUCUGAUCUCUCUCACUGCUGGCUUGAGUCUGGGACACCCCUCCUCACCACCUGUGGUGAACACUGUUCAGGGCAAAGUUCUGGGGAAGUAUGUCAGCUUGGAAGGAUUCAAACAGCCUGUGGCCGUCUUCCUGGGAGUCCCCUUUGCCAAGCCCCCUCUUGGAUCUCUGAGGUUUACUCCACCACAACCUGCAGAGCCCUGGAGCUUCGUGAAGAACACCACUUCCUACCCUCCUUUGUGCUACCAAAACCCAGAGUCAGCACAGACGAUCGCUGAGCUCUUCACCAACAGAAAAAAGACCAUUCCGCACAAGUUUUCCGAGGACUGUCUCUACCUCAAUAUUUACACUCCUGCGGACUUAACAAAGAACAGCAGGUUGCCUGUGAUGGUGUGGAUACACGGAGGUGGACUUGUGAUAGAUGGAGCAUCUACCUAUGAUGGACUGCCUCUGGCUGCCCAUGAAAAUGUGGUUGUAGUGGUCAUUCAGUAUCGCCUGGGUAUCUGGGGAUUCUUCAGCACAGAGGAUGAACACAGCCGGGGCAACUGGGGUCACUUGGACCAGGUGGCUGCACUACGCUGGGUCCAGGACAACAUUGCCAACUUUGGGGGCAACCCAGGAUCUGUGACCAUCUUUGGAGAGUCGGCAGGAGGUGAAAGUGUCUCUGUUCUUGUAUUAAGCCCCCUGGCCAAGAACCUCUUCCACAGGGCCAUUGCUCAGAGUAGUGUCAUUUUCAAUCCUUGCCUGUAUGGGAGAGAUGCUAGACCCUUGGCUAAGAAAAUUGCUGCUCUUGCUGGCUGUAAAACUACCACAUCAGCUACCAUGGUUCACUGCCUGCGCCAGAAGACAGAUGAGGAGCUCUUGGAGGUCUCGCUGAAAAUGAAAUUUGGAAGUGUUGAUUUUCUUGCAGACCCCAGAGAGAGCUAUCCCUUCCUCCCUACUGUGGUUGAUGGAGUGUUGCUUCCAAAGGCACCAGAAGAGAUUCUGGCUGAGAAGAGUUUCAAUGCUGUCCCUUACAUGGUGGGCAUCAACAAGCAUGAGUUUGGCUGGAUUAUCCCAAUGUUUUUGGGCUUCCCACUUUCCGAAAGAAAACUGGACCGGAAGACAGCUGCAUCCAUUCUGUGGCAGGCCUAUCCCAUUCUUAACGUCUCUGAGAAGUUGAUUCCAGCAGCUAUUGAGAAGUAUUUAGGAGGGACAGACGACCCUGUCACCAUGACAGACCUGUUCCUGGACUUGAUUGGAGAUGUUAUGUUUGGUGUCCCAUCUGUAAUCGUGUCCCGUAGUCACAGAGAUUCUGGAGCCCCAACCUACAUGUAUGAGUUUCAGUAUCGCCCAAGUUUUGUGUCUGACAAGAGACCCCAGACAUUGUUAGGAGACCACGCUGACGAACUCUUCUCUCUAUGGGGAGCCCCAUUUUUAAAAGGGGGUGCUUCAGAAGAAGAAAUCAAUCUCAGCAAGAUGGUGAUGAAAUUUUGGGCCAACUUUGCUCGGAAUGGGAACCCUAAUGGUGAUGGGCUGCCUCAUUGGCCAGAGUAUGACCAGAAGGAAGGAUACCUUCAGAUUGGAAUCCAAGCACAGGCAGCCCAUAGGCUGAAAGACCAGGAAGUGAAGUUUUGGACUGAGCUCAAAGCCAAGGACACAGCAGAGAGGCCAUCCCAUAAGGAACAUGUUGAACUGUGAUCAGGAGACCCA